This is a messenger RNA of Morone saxatilis (striped sea-bass), 2916 nucleotides long. RefSeq names its product ubiquitin specific peptidase 10 (gene usp10). NCBI's taxonomy places the organism in Eukaryota, Metazoa, Chordata, Actinopteri, Moronidae. Gene Ontology annotation, biological process: DNA damage response, signal transduction by p53 class mediator; protein deubiquitination; regulation of autophagy. Bases 258 to 2906 code for a protein of 882 amino acids. Gene Ontology annotation, cellular component: cytosol; nucleus. Gene Ontology annotation, molecular function: cysteine-type endopeptidase activity; cysteine-type deubiquitinase activity. The record is from RefSeq and is a predicted model, not a curated record. The transcript is spliced from 15 exons.
CCACUACAACCGACCGCGCGCUGGCUUGGCUAGCAAGCGAGGAAGAGGCUCGACAGAAAUGGCGGUGACGGCAAGGCGAGCAGCGUGAAGUGCUGAUGCAUUACAUGGAUCAAAACCUACCAUUGCCAGGACAGCGUUGGAAAAAUGACAAUGACGUCGAAGUAGGACACCAUUUGUAACGGCCAUUACAAACCUACAACACCUUCCCGGGGGAGUUUUCAUCUUGUCAGCGGAGGAGAGAGAGUCUCACCGGGAGCAUGGCUUCUUACAGCAACCAGUACAUCUUCGGGGAAUUCAGCCCUGAUGAGAUCAAUCAAUUUUUUGUGACUCCACGAUGUUAUGUCGAGCUUCCUCCGUUCAAUGACAAAGUGCCGUGCGUCACUCAGUCUUCUGGAAGUUACUGCACUCCUGCUGUACCUUAUAUUAUGGAGUCUAUGGGACUGCAGGUUUGCGCAGAAGACUAUCAGCGCAUUGAGUUUGGCGUUGACGAGGUGAUGGAUUCCAAGCCUAUUGGGGUGAACGAUCCUUUAUACAAGGUGUCGAGCACCCUCAACCCCCAGGCUCCAGAGUUCAUCCUGGGCUGCCAGGCGGCCCAGAAGGCCCAACAGACUGCUCCUCCAGCAGCUGAUGUCCCUGAUGGAACCCACUUCAACUCGCUGGAUGGCCCUGACUCGGAGGCCUCAGCUCUGGACAAUCACCAGGCCUGCCAGGACAUCGAUGGACUCCCUGGCAGCCUGGGACAGCGAGAGAGAAAGAAAAAGAAAAAGCGACCGCCUGGGUAUUACAACUACCUUGACCCAUCAACUGGCAGCAGCAACAACAGCAGCAGUGCGGCAGAUGGGACGCCUGUGACAGCACUGGUGAACGGACAUGCACUCGGUGGCCCACACCACAGUGCUGAAGAUGUGGACGGUAAGGCGUUGUCAGGGGCUGAACUUUUGACCCCUGGGCCUGUCUCGGCGGCAACAUCAACAGCUGCUGUGGCAGCAGCCAAGUUUGUCCCUACAUCCACUGCCAAUCAGAGGACUUGUGAUAGCCCUGAUGACUCUUCUUUGGAAUUAACAAGUGGAGCUGCCUCUUUAUCAGAUGGCAACAAUGCAACUUCCUCCUCUUCAUCCUCCUCUCAAAGCAGAGGGAUGACAGAGGGACCGAGGACUGCAGAUCAGCAGCCAGAUCAUUUUGCUCCACAGAGCCCCGAACUUUCAGAUACUCCACACAGCCCCUGCUCCGAAUCACCUUCUCCACGUCCUUCAGCUGCUGCGGCCGUCUUCUGUGUCGCCACUUCCAUUAUGACUACUGAACUGGAAGGAAGGGAGCUGGCAGACAGUGGGGUGGCCAAUGGGCUAGCAGAGCCUGAUACUCCUGUCAGCACAGAUGGACAAAAAGAAGACUGUGAGAGUGGGGAGCAGGCUCAGCAGGUCUCCCCUGACUCUGCUGCCCAACCGGUAGUGACAGAGCAGGCCCAUUCACCUGCAAUUCCAGCUGCCCCUUCUGCCAACCUCCCCAAAUCUUGGGCUAGCCUCUUCCACAACUCCAAGCCUCUGCCUGGGGGCCCUCAGGCCUUUGUGGAGGUAAAGAAUGUUGUGGAAGUUGUGUCUCCCUCCCCCGCUACGCCAGAGCAGCCUGAGAAAGUUGGGGAGGUCAGAGAUGGCCCUGUCCACGUAUCAGAGGAUCCUAUGGCCCCUAAACUUGCAGAACUUAUUGAGAAUGUGAAGUUGAUACAUAAACCAGUGUCUUUGCAGCCGAGAGGACUGAUCAACAAGGGAAACUGGUGCUAUAUCAACGCUACCCUACAGGCCCUGAUCGCAUGCCCUCCCAUGUAUCACCUGAUGAAGUCCAUUCCUCUGCAUAAUGAAACGCAGAGACCAUGUACCUCCACACCCAUGAUAGACAACUUCGUAAGGCUGGUAAAUGAGUUCAACAACAUGCCUGUGCCAUCCAAAGCCAAACUGCAAGCUGUUGGUGAAAAGGUCAUGAAAGACAUCCGGCCCGGUGUACCUUUUGAACCGACCUACAUUUAUAGACUCCUCACUCUCAUCAAGUCAAGUCUCUCUGAGAAGGGUCGACAAGAGGAUGCGGAGGAGUAUCUUGGCUUCACUCUUAAUGGAUUGCAUGAGGAGAUGCUAGCAUUGAAAAAACUAAUCUCGCCUCAGGAAGAGAAAGCUCCCACGCCCAAUGGGCCAGAGUCCCAGCCAGGUGUGGAGGAAGAUGUUGCUGAUAAGGAGGAAGAAGGUAGUGAGGACGAGUGGGAGCAAGUUGGCCCCAGAAACAAGACUUCCAUCACUCGCCAAGCUGACUUUGUCCGCACACCCAUCACUGAUAUAUUUGGUGGGCACAUAAGAUCGGUGGUCUAUCAACAAAACUCUAAAGAGUCAGCAACUCUGCAGCCUUUCUUUACCCUGCAACUGGACAUCCAGUCAGAGAAGAUCCGCACUGUCCAGGAGGCUCUAGAAACCUUGGUGGCACGAGAGUCAGUCCAGGGCUACACCUCUAAAACCAAGCAGGAGAUUGAGAUCAGUCGGAGGGUGACUCUGGAAGAGCUGCCCCCUGUGCUCGUGCUCCAUCUCAAGAGAUUUGUUUUUGAAAAGACUGGAGGCUGCCAGAAACUGACCAAGAACAUUGAAUACCCUGUUGACCUGGAAAUCAGUAAAGAUCUCUUGUCCUCUGGAGUGCGGAGCAAAGUUGUGAAAGGCCAAAGAACUUACAGGCUCUUUGCGGUUGUCUAUCACCAUGGGAACAGUGCGACAGGCGGUCAUUACACCACGGAUGUCUUCCACAUUGGUCUUAACGGCUGGCUGCGCAUUGACGACCAGACAGUGAAGGUCAUCAACCAGUACCAGGUGGUGAAGCAGACUGCAGAGCGCACCGCCUACCUGCUGUACUACCGCCGCGUCGACCUGCUGUAGACACGCACAC